Sporothrix brasiliensis 5110 is the source of this 2397-nucleotide messenger RNA. RefSeq names its product vps9 domain protein. Gene Ontology annotation, cellular component: cytosol; endocytic vesicle. The record is from RefSeq and is a predicted model, not a curated record. Gene Ontology annotation, molecular function: small GTPase binding; guanyl-nucleotide exchange factor activity. Lineage: Eukaryota; Fungi; Ascomycota; Sordariomycetes; Ophiostomatales; Ophiostomataceae. Gene Ontology annotation, biological process: vesicle-mediated transport. The coding region runs from base 1 to 2397 and encodes 798 amino acids. The transcript is spliced from 3 exons.
AUGUUUUCAAGCUUGACCGAGACGUUCAUGGCGCCGGCUAGCUCAAAAGAUGCCGCCACGGCCGGCAAAGCUGCCGGCAGGACAGCAAGCAAUCGUCCGAGUCCCCUUCGGUCCAACCGGGCGGCUUCCAAGACAGAUGCAAAGAAGUCCGCGUCCGCAUCGAGCUCCAGACAACCGUCGAGUGCCCUCGACGGCCCCUCGCCGAGCGAACCAACGACAGACAAAGAAACACAAUCGGGCAAUGGCAAGGACAAGUUCGACACGUUUGGCGACGCAGCAGGGUCCGAUGACAAUUCACCAGAACCACCACGGGCUUCCGUCGACAUGGAUGAGUUGCCCAUUGAGCUGAUCGGUCUAGCCGACAGCUUCAUCGAGUCCCUGCAGGCCAAAGUGCACCCGACGCCGCCGAACAUCGACAGUCUCUCCCAGAAGUUCCAGGACUUUUACGCCACCGCCUCUACCCACAUCGCAACACACAUUGCCGCCCUGGCUAUGCGUCAGAACCGCGAGCGCUCACCACCACCACCACCCAUCUCCGCCCGCUCCUCCGCUGCCAGCAUCCUGCGGGCCAAGGCGGCGUCCAUUGGCAGCAAGGACAAGUCCAGUACACCACCGCCGCCGCCACCCAAAAACGAGUCCGAGCAGCGGAUGCUGUCGUCUGAAGAAAUUGCCGAACGCAAGCGUGCGCGACGUGUGCUGGAGCAGAAGCGGGGACUGAUGGAAGAGGCUGCGGAGCGGAGGCUCUGCGAGGGUAUCUACGACCGCAUCUACCGGCACAGAACCACCCAGGACGAGGCCCAGGACGAGAAGCUGCGCUCCAAAACGGCCGCGCUCGACCUUGUCGGGAUCAGCCCGGCUGACCUCGGCGUCGACCUGGGCGUUGCGACCCCUGCCUCGCCCGAGGCAGUGGCCACAAGACUCAAGGAGGUCCGGGAGUGGCUGGAGCCUGCGCGGCAACAGCUCGUCCAGAUGGGCCAGACGCUCUACCCGCUCGGCAAGCUGAACCGCCUCAAGGCGGCGCACAAGAGCAUCGUGGACACGCUGGCGCACUUCCACCCGUCUUCGUCGGCCGACGAGAUCAUGCCCAUGCUGAUCUAUACGCUGAUUACGCUGCCGCCGGAGCAGCUCAACGUCGUCAGCGACCUCAACUUUAUUCAGCGGUUCCGGUGGGAGCAGAAGAUGGAGGGUGAGGCCGCGUACUGCCUGACCAACCUCGAGGCGUCCAUCAGCUUCCUCGAAACGGUGGACCUAUCCACACUUCGCGCGGACGAGGCGCAGUCUGGGCCCGUCAAGGCCCCGGGUGCGGAGACGCCCAAAACCGAGACAUUCCCGCCCGCGUACUUUGCUCAGCAAGGCCUGACGGUACCGGUGCCGACGGCAGCGACGCCAAGCGCGCCCGAAAUCAGCACCCCCGAAGCGACGGCGACGGGCAUGAACAUGAAGUCGACACCGUCGCCCUCGGCAGGCCUUAUUGCGGCCGUGCAACUGCGGAACCGGCGGCUGAGUGACUUAGUAAACACGCCCGCCCAUGCUCUGAGCACGGCGAGCGACGCGGUCAUGAACACCUUCAACGCGGCCGACCAGGGUCUCAAGACAAUCGGCAACAGCCUUGAGGGUAGCUACCGCCUUCUGUUUGGUCGGCUUGGCCAGCCACAACAGCAGCAGGUGUCCGGGCCAACCGCCGACGGUGCUGCCACGGCCGACGUUGUGCUGCCCAAGACGCUCGACGACGCACGCAAGCUGGUGACGACACCCCCUCCUGUAAGCGAGGACGAGGCCUCUAUCGACGGCGAUGAUAAGCAGCAACAACAGCAGGGCAAGACGCCACAGACGACGCCGCCGCCCCCGCGAAAGGUCUAUCGACGAAUCUCAAGCCUCAACAUGUCCACUAUAGCCAACACAGACAAGGACGGCAAAGACGGCAAAGACGACAAGAUGUUGACCGUUCUGGCCGGUCGGAAGGCGACGUCGCGUGACCCGAGUGCCGACAGCUCGCGCAGCUCACGCAAGGCCCUGGCGGAUGACGAUGCGCCUUCCACGGUGGCUGCCACGAAUCCAGCCUUGCUCGACUCGGUCCGCAGCCUGGGCAAUUCGUUCAAUCCCAUGUCACGGCUGUCGAGCAUCGGCAACUUCCGCGGAUUUGGGCGCACAGCGUCGACGUCGUCUACGCCGUUGGCGGUCGCAGCGGGUGAAAAGUCCGACGGCGGCGAUCUGGCUACAGCCUUCCCUGACAUUGCUGCUGCGCUGCCGCCGAAACCACAGAUCGCACCCCCGGUCAAGCGGUUCAUGGAGCUGCACAACCCGGCCGACCUGCGGAUCAGCGAAGUAAUGGAGCUGCUGCGCGACUACCGGCGACUGGCAACGGCACUCAAAGACCUGGGGGCCUUUGAGAAGUGA